Molecule: messenger RNA, 2130 nt
Organism: Pogona vitticeps (central bearded dragon)
Lineage: Eukaryota; Metazoa; Chordata; Lepidosauria; Squamata; Agamidae
Source: RefSeq, a predicted model, not a curated record
GCAAAGUCGUGCAUCUGUCAUAUGUGUGGUGCCCAUCUGAACAGACUCCAUUCUUGUCUGUACUGUGUCUUCUUUGGCUGUUUUACAAAGAAACACAUUCACGAACACGCAAAGGCAAAGCGACACAACUUAGCCAUAGACCUUUUGUAUGGGGGUAUAUACUGCUUUAUGUGUCAAGAUUACAUUUACGACAAAGAUAUGGAGCAAAUUGCCAAAGAAGAACAACGGAAAGCUUGGAAGCUACAAGCCUUCACCCCAACAAUGGUUUCUCACUACCAGUGUACAAUGACAGGUAUUGGAGAGAAGUAUUCAACAUGGGAGCCAACCAAACGUGAACUAGAGCUGCUUCGACACAACCCCAAGCGGAGAAAAAUAACUACAAACUGUACUAUAGGUCUAAGAGGGCUAAUCAAUCUUGGGAACACAUGUUUUAUGAACUGUAUUGUCCAAGCACUUACCCACACUCCACUGCUGCGAGACUUUUUCCUCUCUGACAGACAUAAAUGUGAAAUGCAAAGCCCCAGCUCAUGUCUGGUCUGUGAAAUGUCUACGCUUUUUCAGGAGUUCUACUCUGGGCACCGGUCUCCUCACAUUCCAUAUAGGUUAUUGCACCUGGUAUGGACGCAUGCACGGCAUUUAGCAGGGUACGAACAACAAGAUGCGCACGAAUUCCUCAUUGCUGCAUUAGAUGUGCUGCAUCGACACUGCAAAGGGGAUGAUAACGGGAAGAAAGCCAACAACCCCAACCACUGUAACUGCAUCAUAGACCAAAUCUUCACAGGUGGACUACAAUCUGACGUCACUUGCCAAGUCUGCCAUGGCGUUUCCACGACGAUAGACCCAUUCUGGGACAUCAGUUUGGACUUGCCAGGUUCCUCUACCCCAUUUUGGCCUCUGAGCCCCGGCAGUGACGGCAGCGUGGUCAAUGGGGAGAGCCAUGUGUCAGGAACUACCACCCUCACAGACUGCUUGCGAAGGUUUACAAGGCCAGAACACCUAGGAAGCAGUGCCAAAAUCAAAUGUAGCGGUUGCCAUAGCUACCAGGAAUCUACCAAACAACUUACUAUGAAGAAAUUACCUAUUGUGGCCUGUUUUCAUCUCAAACGGUUUGAACACUCAGCCAAACUGAGGCGAAAGAUCACUACAUAUGUCUCCUUUCCACUGGAGCUGGACAUGACACCCUUCAUGGCCUCUAGUAAAGAGAGCAGAAUGAAUGGGCAGUAUCAGCAGCCAGCAGAUAGUCUAAACAAUGAUAAUAAGUAUUCCUUGUUUGCAGUAGUUAAUCACCAAGGAACCCUGGAGAGCGGACACUAUACCAGCUUCAUUCGGCAACACAAGGACCAGUGGUUCAAAUGUGACGAUGCCAUCAUCACCAAGGCUAGCAUUAAGGAUGUCCUAGACAGCGAAGGAUAUUUGCUGUUCUAUCACAAACAGUUCCUGGAAUAUGAGUAGCCUUAUUCAGCAGCUCGAGAGAGAGAGAGAAAGAGAGAGAAAAAUGUAAGGAAGCAAAAUGAAUGGCAGCCUUCUGAAAAGACACACAAACCUACCUGAAAAUGAAAAGACACCCAUUCGACAUUAGGUCUGAGCUGCGACAGGACCUACUUGCGCCUGGCUCAUGGCCUAGAGGAGUUUUUUUUUAAAAAAAAGGAACACUGUUCACCGUGCGUAUGCAGUCCUGCAGGGACAGAAGAGGGGGAAAUGUAAGAGAAGAUACACGCAGUCAAUGACUUUUGAGAGAAGACAUAUAAUAAUACAAAGAUUGCUCUGGGUGGGGUUAAAAAAAUGGGAGCAGAAGAGUCCAGGCACUGGCACAUCUCCCUUCCGCUCUCCUAAAACGUGUGUGGGAAGGCCGGGGAGGGGGGGUGUAUUCUCAUCUCCAUCAAGCAUCUUCUCCAUUGGUGCUUCAGCUCCCACUUGACCAAUCAUAACAACCGUUAUAAUUAAAACAAACAAACAAAAAAAGUCCAAACCCUUUUUUUUUCUUUUUUCUUUUUUCUUUUCUUUUUUUUUUUUACACAUAUGGGUCUGAAAGCAGUAAAAUGGAGAACGGGACAACGCAACGAAAUGGACUUUGCAAGUACCUUUUUAUUUGUGAAUUUUAGUUAUUAAAUAAAUACGGUAUGAAAUGAU